Paramisgurnus dabryanus is the source of this 4522-nucleotide messenger RNA. NCBI's taxonomy places the organism in Eukaryota, Metazoa, Chordata, Actinopteri, Cypriniformes, Cobitidae. The record is from RefSeq and is a predicted model, not a curated record.
UUUACCCAAGUGCUUGUUUGUUGCGUCUUUUCAUAACGAAAGCCGGCAUUGCAAUGGAUAAACAACAAAACAGCAGAGUCAGGUCAAGGCGGCCGUGGGACACCUUCAGAAAAGUUCCAGUUUUUCAAGAUGAACAAAAACCGAAAACAGAAAUCAGGUGUUUGAAAUGGAUGUCGUGUAUCAUUGUUACCAUACUCAUCUUUGCUCUUGCCCUGCUCAGUAAAACAACAUUUCUGCUUUUAAUAACUUUUGGGAACAAAACAGCUACAUUCAUAGAGCACAAAGUGACUGCUCUUUUAGGCAUUGGCUUUGUUUUGGUCGCGCCAAAUGUUCUUCUCAUAAUUAAGAGCGUGUGGAAAAUCUUCUUCAAGCGUUCAGCUUUGCCCUCUAAAAAGACAGUUUUAUGGGUGCUUGGUGUCGAGUUCGUGGUAGCGUUAGGAUCUUCAGUCUUAGCCAUCGUGGCCAUGCCACACUUUGACAUUGUCACUAAUGUGAUGAUACUGAACAGUGUGAGCAUCCUGUCUGCAGUCUUCCAAGUGGUCGCUCAGUGCUUUAACGAAGGCAUGAAGCGCUUUAUAAUAAUACCAGCAUGCUCCAUUGUCUUCAUCGUCGUAGGUUACAUCCUUUUUGCAGUCAGUUAUCUUGCAUCAGAUGAAAGCUCUGUUGAGUUGAAAAUAUCAGUUGGGCUUGCCAUCGGGGGAACCAUCUUCGUUUCUCUGAACUGGUGGGAGAACUACAGUUCACUCUUUAAGGUCCCGUUUCUCAAAGCUGUUUCAAGAGAAAUGGAAAGAGAGAAAUUUCGUAACGUGGUCACCUUCUUCUCCAGUUUGAUAAGAAUUGUGGUUAUUGCAGCUGUGCUUGGAGCUUAUGUUCCUCUAUCAGGACAGGACUGGAAUUCAGCAGUGUUUUUCUUUAAAACACCCACAGUUGGAUUGCUGGUGGCGACCCAGAUUGCAUCCUCUGCCCUGUGCCAGUGGUUUGUGGUCGUGGCGUGUAAGAUGCAUUUCCUGCGGCGCAGCUUCGUCGUGCCCAUGUACCUUGUGUCAUUCGCAGUUUUGAUCAUAUUUUUUGUUCCAGUUGUUUUCAUGCCUAUGGGACUUGCAAAACCAAAUGCUACCUAUUGUGAAAAAGUUCAGUGGACUUCUGAUGACAAAUGGGUGAGCUUGAUGAUAUUGGACGUUGUAAGAACUGUGUGUACCCGGGACAUUGUGGUGAACAUGAAGAGAGACGGACUGGCAUGUAUGGGCAUCUCUGCUUUGUGCUGGUGGUUGGGACUCAUUCUCAGUACAAUUUAUGUGUGCUACCUAAAGAUCAACCGAAUAGAAAGGACAAGAGAUUUGUUUGUGAGACGCAUGUAUGAGGGAGCAUUUCUGGAGCAGUCCAUGUUGCUGAACACACGUUUUGAGGUCAGGAAAAAAAACAAGAGGAAACGAGCAAAUGAAACCAUCAAAGUGUUUCUGUGUGCAACGAUGUGGCAUGAGACCUAUGAUGAAAUGAUGAAGAUUAUCAUCUCUAUGUUCAGGCUCGAUAAAUACAGACCAAAGGCCUGCGCAAAUAAUGAUGUGGAGUUCGAAUUCCAUAUUUAUUUCGAUGACGCUUUUAAGGACAUUGAUAAUGGACGGCAACGACAUGUGAAUGAAUAUGCUGAAAUUCUUGUGGAAGUCAUGAAAGAAGUUUACACCAUUUUCUGCUCAGAAAAUCCGAGUAUAUUUAAGCAGCCACCACCCCUUCCAUCUCAGAGGAUCAUAAGCACUCCGUAUGGAGGUCGUCUGGAAUACACCCUCCCUAAAGGCAACCUGAUGAUGGUUCAUCUGAAAGACAAGACGAAGAUCCGUCACAAGAAGAGAUGGUCGCAGAUUAUGUACCUGUAUUACAUUCUUGGCUGGAGACUUACCAGACAGUACUUUAUGCAGUAUGAGGAAGGUGCUGAAUUAACUACCCUUAAAGAGAGAAUGAAGAGAGAAUCUCACAACACAUACAUCUUGGCCCUGGAUGGUGAUACUGAUUUCCAGCCAUCUGCCGUCAUGCUAUUAGUUGACAGAUUGAAACUCUACCCGGAGGUUGGUGCGGCCUGUGGCAGAAUUCACCCGACAGGCACAGGGCCCAUGGUGUGGUAUCAGAAGUUUGAAUACGCUGUCGGCCACUGGCUGCAAAAGUCUGCAGAGCACGUGCUCGGCUGCGUCCUGUGCAGUCCUGGAUGUUUCAGUCUUUUCAGAGGGGAGGCACUCAUGGACGACAACGUCAUGAAAAAAUACACAACUAAAGCCUCUGAGGCCAGCCACCACGUUCAAUAUGAUCAAGGUGAGGACCGCUGGUUGUGCACUCUGUUGCUCCAGCAGGGAUGGAGGGUGGAGUACAACGCGGCCUCUGAUGCCUACACAAACGCUCCACAGGAGUUUAAGGAGUUCUACAACCAGCGCAGACGAUGGGGACCCUCAACCAUGGCCAACACCAUUGACCUCUUGAGCUCAGGAGGGGUGACUUCAGAAAGAAACAACUCGAUCUCAAAACCUUACAUCAUUUAUCAGAUUAUUAGCAUGGCAGCUUCUGUUCUGGGCCCGGCCACUGUCUGUCUGAUGAUAGCAGGAAGUAUCAUGUUCAUCUUCAGAAUUAAUGCAAAUCUAGCCCUUUUUUUGGCUAUAGCUCCCCCUGCUGUCUUCCUGAUACUAUGCCUAAAACUAAAAUCUGACACUCAGAUUUCAAUUGCGGCAUUCAUGAGCGUAUCAUAUGCAUUUCUCAUGGCAGGAACAGUUCUCUCAAUCAUAGGUGAUUUAGUUAUUCAGAACACUUUUAUGACUCCCAGUGGUCUGAUCCUUAUUGGCAUGGUGCUGUUAUAUCUCACCACGGCUGCUCUGCACCCUCAGGAGUUCUCGUUGAUCAUCUACGGACUUUUAUAUUUCCUCUGCAUACCUAGCGCAUAUUUGCUUUUGGCCAUUUACUCCAUAGUCAACAUGAACAAUGUCUCGUGGGGUACUCGUGAAACCGGUGGCAAGGCCAAAAAUGCAGCAGUCAAUUCCAUUAGAAAGAAGGUCAGGGAGGCUUUAUCUUGUAAACGUUGUCCAUGCUUGGGAUCUUAUGAAGUUAUGAAAGAGAUACCAGCAGCGGAAACAACAAGAGUGACUAAAAACUCACAAGCUCAUCUGGAAAUAAAAAGCUCAGCUGAGUCUUCAUAUAGUUCCUAUCAAUCUUGGGUUGAACAUCUUCAGAUGAAAUCUCACGAAUUUCCUCUGCUGGAAUCUACACUGCCUGAGGAUGAAAUAAAUUUCUGGUUCCUGCUGCAGAAAAAGUAUCUGGAGCCUCUUAAAGAAAAUAAAGAAGAACAAGACAAAAUUGCUCACGAUCUGAGAGCAUUACGAAAUAAGGUGACAUUUGUAUUUUUCUUCUGCAAUGCACUUUGGUUAGUGGCAACAUUCAUCCUUCAAACUAUCGGUGACACAAUUUCCAUAAGGAUCCCAAAGAUCUAUCCGAAUGGGACUCAGUCCAAGACAGAAAUGUUUUAUCUUGAUCCUAUUGGACUGAUGUUUCUACUGGGCUUCACAUUGUUGUUGCUGAUACAGUUUUUGGCAAUGCUUUACCACAGAAUCUAUACAUUAAUCCAUUUUGUGGCGUAUGCUGAUACAGAAACCAAGGCUUUUCAAAAGAUGUCAUCUCAGAUGUCACCGAUUCUGGACCCAGACCACCUGCAUGAAAACGAUGAGUCUGACACAGCCUCGUACAUGCAGAACCCAUCUUCCCUGGAAGAGACAGGUCUUGGGUCAGCCGUGGUAUAAGAUCCUUUGACUGAAAGUGUCAAUAGUUCUCAAUUAAAGUGGAUUGUUAUAUAGUCCUUGUACUUUGUGUUGAUAUAUUUAUCUCUAUAUAUUGUUAAUUAAAACUCUUUGCUGUCCUUUAUUCAUAUUUUCUCUCAAAGGACAACAUUGUAUACUUGAAUAUUACAAUAUUUGCUAAUAUAAGGUACUGUACUUAAUGUUUAUAUGUAAUAAUGUUUGUGGCUAAAUUUUAUUUCUGCUGUCAGUGUCCAAGAUGACAGAUGAACAAUAGGGCAUGUGCAUAUCUAAUAUUGAAAAAAACAACACAAUCAUUAACAGUGUUGAUCUUGACUUUUAAUCUGACCCAGUGCAUGGUUUUCAACAAACUUGCACGUCAGUUCUGGAUAUACAGCAGAUAAUUUUCUUAUGUAUUGUGACUGACUUGUGAAUCAAAGGUGAAUCAACUUGUUCACUUAUAGGAGCUAUAGUCAUAUGAUCUCAAAAGCCAUUGGAUGGCGCCAGGCCCUCAACCUCAAAAACAAAGUUAUGCAAGUUAUGGCUUUCUAACUUUUCAACAGCACAUUUCCAUGCAUCUAUUUUUAAGUUUUUGUACUCCAUAUAUAUAUAUAUAUGAGGGAAUUCUCAAACCUUUCCAGUUAGUGGAUGAACGCUGACUGGAAUCUUUGGCACAUGUGCAAGAAAUGCUCUUUACAAGAAAUGAAGUUUCCACUGUUGUGAUGAAUUCCUAAUCCACUGAGUCAUCCCCCAAAAAA